Aspergillus wentii DTO 134E9 is the source of this 837-nucleotide messenger RNA. RefSeq lists its product as uncharacterized. Gene Ontology annotation, cellular component: catalytic step 2 spliceosome; nucleolus; striated muscle dense body. The transcript has 2 exons. The coding region runs from base 1 to 837 and encodes 278 amino acids. Gene Ontology annotation, molecular function: actin filament binding. Lineage: Eukaryota; Fungi; Ascomycota; Eurotiomycetes; Eurotiales; Aspergillaceae. The record is from RefSeq and is a predicted model, not a curated record.
AUGGUCAAACCCCUCACAUUCAAAGGCGACAAGCCCAAAAAACGCAAACAACACCGCGAAGCCCCAUACCCAGACCCUUCAUCCCUCCCCCCAAGAACCUCCAAGCCUUCAUCCGCUGCUGCCAUCGCCCGCGACGAGACCGACGAACCCCCCGAAGACCAAAGCUGGGUGUCCGCCGACGCACCCUCGGACCUUGCAGGGCCGGUUGUGCUCGUUCUCCCAUCCGACCCGCCGACGUGUAUUGCGUCUGACGCGAAUGGAAAAGUGUUUGCGAGUGAGUUGGAGAAUCUGAUUGAGGGGGAUGCGUCGACGGCGGAACCGCACGAUGUGAGGCAGGUUUGGGUUGCGACGCGGGUUGCGGGGACGGAGUCGUUUAGCUUUAAGGGGCAUCAUGGGAAAUAUCUCGGCUGUGACAACUACGGCAUUCCCAGCGCCACGGCGGCCGCAAUCUCGCACCACGAAUCCUUCCUCACGAUCCCCUCCCCCGAUAUCCCCGGCACAUUUUCCCUGCAGACCGGCGGCGGCGAUAAAGAGACCUUCCUGUGCGCCCGGGAAGGCAAGACUAGUCGCGCGGUAGAAAUCCGUGGUGAUGCGGCUACUCUCUCCUUUGAGACGACGAUACGGAUCCGCAUGCAGGCGCGUUUCAAGCCGCGGAUUAAGGCUAGUAAGGAGACGAAGGCUAAGGAGAAGAUUAGCCAGAAGGAGUUGGAGGGGUUGGUUGGGAGGCGGUUGGAAGAGAGUGAGGUGAAGAGGUUGAGGAGGGCGAGGAGGGAAGGGAAUUUCCAUGAGGAGGUUUUGGAUGUGAGGGUUAAGGGGAAGCAUGAUAAGUUUGCUUGA